Molecule: messenger RNA, 2153 nt
Organism: Rhinolophus ferrumequinum (greater horseshoe bat)
Lineage: Eukaryota; Metazoa; Chordata; Mammalia; Chiroptera; Rhinolophidae
Gene: DENND6B
Product: DENN domain containing 6B
Exons: 19
Coding region: 159-1946 (595 amino acids)
Cellular component (GO): recycling endosome
Molecular function (GO): guanyl-nucleotide exchange factor activity
Source: RefSeq, a predicted model, not a curated record
GAGGCCACAGAAGGGCCCCUCUGGCCCGCGACCGCCGCUCGACUGCUCCGGGACGCGGACCCGAGGAGCGCCGAGGCCUCCGCCUCCGGGCCGUUUCCCCGGCAACGCCUCCGGGCCGUUUCCCCGGCAACGCGCGGCCGGCCGUUCCAGCCCCUGCCAUGGACGCUCUGUCCCGCGCCGGCCCUCGCCCGGCUCGCGGCCGCCUAGGCGUGUCGUCCUCCGGGACACAGGCUCUGGCGGCUCCCUGGACGCGCUUCUCGGCCUGGCUGGAGUGCGUGUGCGUGGUCACCUUCGACUUGGAGCUGGGCCAGGCGCUGGAGCUGGUAUACCCCAGCGACUUCCGGCUCACGGACAAGGAGAAAAGCAGCAUCUGCUACCUGUCCUUUCCUGACUCCCACUCAGGCUGCCUCGGGGACACGCAAUUCAGCUUCCGAAUCCGUCAGUGUGGAGGACAGAGGAGCCCCUGGUCCACCGACGACAGGCACUAUGACAGUGGGGCCCCCGUGUCACUGCAGAAGGAGUCAUCACACUACUUUGGCUACGUGUACUUCAGGCAGGUGAAGGACAGCUCUGUGAAGAGGGGCUACUUCCAGAAGUCCCUCGUGCUGGUGUCUCGCCUGCCAUUUGUCCGGCUGUUCCAGGCGCUGCUGAGCCUCAUUGCCCCUGAGUACUUCGACAAGCGAGCACCCUGCCUGGAGGCAGUGUGCAAUGAGAUUGACCAGUGGCCAGCCCCCAAGCCUGGGCAGACCCUGAACCUGCCUGUUGUCGGCGUCGUCCUCCAGGUGCGCGUCCCGUCCAGGGUGGACAAGCCUGACUGCAGUUCUCUGAAGCAGUGUGGCCAUGAGAACCUGCUGCUGACCCCGCUGGUCCUUAGCAGUGUCCAUGAGCUGGACCUGUUCAGGUGCUUCCAGCCCGUGCUGACCCAUGUGCAAAUGCUGUGGGAGCUUAUGCUCCUUGGGGAGCCCCUGGUGGUCCUGGCGCCCUCCCCCACCGUGUCCUCGGAGAUGGUGCUGGCCUUGACCAGCUGCGUGCAGCCCCUCAAGUUCUGCUGCGACUACCGCCCUUACUUCACCGUCCACGACAGCGAGUUCAAGGAGUUCACCACCCGCACGCAAGCCCCACCAAACGUGGUCCUGGGAGUCACAAACCCUUUCUUUAUCAAAACACUCCAGCACUGGCCCCACAUCCUCCGCGUCGGGGAGCCCAAGCUGUCAGGGGGUCUUCCUAAACAGGUCAAGCUGAAAAAGCCCUCGAGGCUGAAGACCCUCGAUACCAAACCAGGCCUCUACACCGCGUAUACGGCCCACCUGCACCGCGACAAGGCGCUGCUCAAACGGCUGCUCGGUGGCCUGCAGAAGAAGCGGCCGCCAGGUGCACUGGCCGCACUGCUGCGGACGCACCUGCUGGAGCUCACGCAGAGCUUCGUCAUCCCACUGGAGCACUACAUGGCCAGUCUCAUGCCCCUGCAGAAGAGCGUCACGCCCUGGAAGGUGGGCUCCCGGUCCACGUGGCCGUCGGGCAGGGGCUGGACGCAGGCCCCUCCCCAGAUCCGCCCCUUCCACCAGGACGACUUCCUGCGCAGUCUGGAUCAUGCGGGGCCCCAGCUCACCUGCAUCCUCAAGGGUGACUGGCUGGGCCUCUACAGGCGGUUUUUCAAGUCCCCCCAUUUUGACGGCUGGUACCGGCAGCGGCGCAAAGAGAUGGCGCAUAAACUGGAGGCCCUGCACCUGGAGGCCAUCUGUGAGGCGGACAUUGAGACCUGGAUGAAGGACAAGUCCGAGGUGGAGGUUGUGGACCUGAUCCUGAAACUUCGGGAGAAGCUGGUGCGGGCACAGGGCCACCAGCUCCCCGUGAAGGAGGAGACACUGCAUCGGGCCCAGCUGAACAUCGAGAUGGUCAUCGGCUCCCUGCCCAAGGACCUGCAGGCCGUCCUGUGCCCCCGCUAGGACAGGCCGGGGGGCAGGGUCCAGGGCCUGGGUUUCCCUGGGGGCCUGGGUCUGGCCAAGCUUCCUUCUCCCCAGUGAGGGGCAGCCCCAGCCAAGCAUGAGCUCCCCAAGGCAAGCUCCCUGCUGCUUCCUGGCCUUGCCCCACUUCCCAGCACCACUACUGUGCUGCAGUAAAAGUGGCAUUUGGAGCCACAGCCUAGCUCCUGA